AUGGCCUCCGACGAAUGUUGGGUGGCGAUGGACGCCAGCUUGCCGGAUGGGCCGGAAGAGCCGGAAGAACUAGCAGGAGAAGAUGAUGAGUCAGAUGAGCCGUUUCCAUCAGAUCUCUUCACUCACGUCGUCCCGAAGGAGGAGAAGCCACGUCCGGAUGCACUUCUCGAGCCCGCAGUUGAUCAGCCCGGCCCGUCUACAGCCGCCGAGGAUGAACCGGCCUACUUCAACGAGCCUCAAGCUGUCCAACCGAAGGGUCGCCUCGUUCGUGCGAAUGUAGUGCAGGCUACUCCACGUCAGACUGUCCUGUGCCCCUACUGCCCGGGCAUCUACCAGAAGCAAGGCCUCCUCCGCCACAUUCAAUCCGCUCACCAGGGCUUCCACCUGCCGCCGACCCUUAUCGACAAGUCAUUCCACUGCAUCGAGUGUGAUCGCUAUUUUGCGACCGAUCACACACUGCGCGGCCAUCGCCAGAAUGUGCACUUCGAAUCCCAGACAGCCGGGCUGUUGCAGUGCUCGGCUUGCCCGAGCAGACCAAUCUCGCAGCAGGCCCUCGCCCAGCACUACGCCACCUCGCACUACACGAAAUAUGAGAAUUUCAAGCUCCGGAACAGCCUAUACGAGGAUCAGCAAUCGUUUCUGAACUGGCUCGCCCGGGUUGAGAGCGCCUCCAAGCACUGCUUCUUCGUGCACACCGCCCAGAAGGGCGAAUACGUCAAGUAUCGAUGCUGGGUGACGGGAGUUGAUGGAAAAGAUGCUGGAACAGUGUCUUGUCCGGCUUAUAUUGAGAUGUUCUUCAACAACACUGGUGUCUUUUCGAAGUAUCAGUUGAGCCAUGAUCACGAGCCUGACCGAGAUCUCGCUCGGACUGUCAAGGCAAAGUUUGCCAUCGUCGAAUCGGAGCUGGAGCCGGGGAAAAUGGCAGUGGCACUGGCUGAGCGAGCAGCAGCGGAAGGACAAUCACCUGUUCCAAGCGUACCUGCGAAGAAAUCAGCGGCUGAAAAUCCCGGCGCCUCGAAGCCUUACAACCCGCCGACUACCACCUCUUUGAAAAGGAAGCUGGAUGAUGCGGGGAUAACAUCCGUGGCUGCUAACCCGCACGUCGCCAAGCCGUCCCCACCUCUGCCGCACACUUUGAAGCGGAAGUUCCCGGCUGUGUCUGACUCUCUCUAUUUAAUCGGCAAGCCACCUCUCACGCUUGACGGAGCUGCAAAGAGAUUCCAUUCCGAAAAUAUUGGCUUUUACAAGCCGCCGAUGCGCCAAUCGGUCCCCGAAAGACAUUGGACGAUUCCAAAUCAGGGCCUCGAA
Molecule: messenger RNA, 1308 nt
Organism: Mesorhabditis spiculigera
Lineage: Eukaryota; Metazoa; Nematoda; Chromadorea; Rhabditida; Rhabditidae
Source: the annotation of a GenBank genome assembly